Corythoichthys intestinalis (scribbled pipefish) is the source of this 1496-nucleotide messenger RNA. RefSeq names its product CCAAT enhancer binding protein beta (gene cebpb). NCBI's taxonomy places the organism in Eukaryota, Metazoa, Chordata, Actinopteri, Syngnathiformes, Syngnathidae. The transcript has a single exon. Gene Ontology annotation, biological process: regulation of transcription by RNA polymerase II; DNA-templated transcription. The coding region runs from base 190 to 1062 and encodes 290 amino acids. The record is from RefSeq and is a predicted model, not a curated record. Gene Ontology annotation, molecular function: DNA-binding transcription factor activity, RNA polymerase II-specific; RNA polymerase II cis-regulatory region sequence-specific DNA binding.
ACAGGAAGACCUGUCAAACCUCCAAAUCCACAGUGAGCACAACUUGUCGGCACACACGUAUUGGAGCCAGACGAGGGGCGGCUGGGAGCAAUUCACUCACAGGUACGCAGCCAGAGGCAAAACAAAAGCAAAAUUGCGACACUCGCAGAAAGCGACUCGGGCGCCCUCCAUGCUCGGGUGUUGAGAUCCAUGGAAGUGGCCGGUUUCUACGACGAGGGCGGCUUUGCUAUCCACGCGAGAGACGGCAUUCUCAACCCGGGCGGCUCAUACUGGAGGCUCGGAGACUCGAUGACGGAGUUGGGCAUCGAGGAGCGAGAGAGAGCGAUCGACUUUAGCGUCUACUUGGAUCCGGCGGCCGCCGCCGCCGUGCACUGCCCGCAGCUGGCGGCGCACUCGCACCCUCCCCAGGGCGACGUCUUCUCCGACUUUCUGGCCGAGAACAAGCUCAAGAGAGCGGCCACUUUUAAGAACUACACGCUGCUCAACGAGCUGGAGGCGGCUCAGAGAGACGGUCCGAGGGACCCCCGGGGUCCGCCCUACGGGUUGAGCUACGGCGACCUCCAGGAGACGCGCGUGGACAGUGUGCUCGCCUCUGAGCUGGUCCGCUACCGCGCCUCUAGAGACGACAGCAACCAGGAGGACGCCAAGAUGGACAACGGCUCGUCCGCUUUCGACAUGCGCCCCUACCUGCAGUACCAGUCUACCGGGAGCAGCGUAGGCAACAUCUCCACGGCGUCGUCCACUUGCUCCAGCCCGCCCGGAACCCCCGCGCCGGCCACUCAGGGCAGGUCCCCGAGGUCCCCGUCGCACGGGACCAAGCUCUCCGGCGGCAAGACUAAAAAGCGCCUGGACAAGGACAGCGACGAGUACCGGCAGAGGCGCGAGAGGAACAACUUGGCCGUGCGGAAGAGCCGCGACAAAGCCAAAAUGCGCAACUUGGAGACGCAGCACAAAGUGUUAGAACUGGCGGCUGAGAACGAUCGUUUACAGAAGAGAGUAGAGCAGCUGUCCAGGGAGCUGGCCACCCUGCGCAACCUGCUCUCGGCCACCGGACAGUGUUAAACGCCUCGGGCUUGCUCCCGAGCCUCGCCCCCUCCGCGGACUCGAGACGAGACCUUGCUAGGAGAAAUGACUAUUGAGGGGGGUGACUUGCGAUCAGUUUACAAGGACACUUUACAAUCAGACUCUUCCGAAGAAGUGGCUAUUGCACGGAUUGCGCAACACUCUUCUACGCGUCUAAUUGUGCAUAUGCAGUAUUUGUGUGCAGGCUCGAGCAAAUUACAUGCGAUUGGCCAAUUUCCACGUGAAUAUGUCGAAGUGGAGCAGAGGCUGCUUGUCAAGCGAAGAGUUGUGCUGCAGUGAAAUGAUGCAACUCUUGGUAAUAACACAGGCAACGGAUGAAAUAAGUGGAAUUAUUUAAUAUCAACGAUGUGAAAUGUAUUAAUUGUACUUGAUAUUUUAUGGAAUUAAAACAAUUUCUACUUUGGUCUAAACAA